This is a messenger RNA of Penicillium canariense, 4752 nucleotides long. It is a transcript of the gene atrF, whose product is annotated as ABC drug exporter AtrF. The record is from RefSeq and is a predicted model, not a curated record. Bases 1 to 4752 code for a protein of 1583 amino acids. The transcript has a single exon. Gene Ontology annotation, biological process: transmembrane transport. Gene Ontology annotation, molecular function: ABC-type transporter activity; ATP hydrolysis activity; ATP binding. Gene Ontology annotation, cellular component: membrane. NCBI's taxonomy places the organism in Eukaryota, Fungi, Ascomycota, Eurotiomycetes, Eurotiales, Aspergillaceae.
AUGGACGCCGACCAUCGAGCCGCGCAAUCCUCGUCUGCGCAGGAAUUGCGCGACAAUGCUACCACUACGGAGUAUACAAGUUACUCGACAUACCCCGACAACAAUGGAACCACCCACUAUACCUCGGGAUUUUCGAAUCAGCACCCGACGGAGCAAUCCAACUAUGCGGACAAUGCAAUCGCCGAAGAAUCCACCCAGCACGCCACGGAGGAAAUCAACAACGAGACCGCAGCCCCUAUCGACCCGGUCUCCACCACUUCCUCGACCGCAUCUUCCCAUGAUAGCAUCGAUGGCCGCUGGGGAGAGGAGGGCGAGCCCGUCUCCCGUCGCGGUGCGAUGGAGGACCUGGACGAGAUGCGCCGUGAAUUGACUCGUCUCAGCUUGCAGCGCACCCGCUCGACAACUGCUAAAAGCGUGCGCCGUUUCAAGUCUCGCGCCAGUCGCAAGGAUGAGGAGAAGGCCGAGUCCGAUGCCGAGGCCGAGGGUGGCUUCGAUCUCGGCGAGUUCCUGAUGGGCGGCCACCUCGAGCGCCGCACCACCGCCGGCGAGCCCGCGAAGAAGGUCGGUGUCGUCUUCAAGAACCUCACCGUGAAGGGGGUCGAGACUGGUGCCUCGUUCGUGCGGACUUUGCCCCAUGCCAUCGUGGGCACUUUCGGUCCGGAUUUGUAUAACGUCAUUUGCCGGUUCGUGCCGCAGUUACGGUUUGGCAAGAAGCCCCCCAUUCGCGAACUGCUUCAUGAUUUCAGCGGUACCGUGCGCGAGGGUGAGAUGAUGCUCGUCCUGGGCCGUCCCGGAGCGGGUUGUACGACCUUCCUGAAAGCUAUUGCCAACAACCGCGGCGCCUUUGCGGGAGUCGAGGGCGAGGUCAGCUAUGGCGGUCUCUCGGCGGAGGACCAGAGAAAGUACUUCCGUGGGGAAGUCAACUAUAACCCAGAGGAUGAUCAGCAUUUCCCGUCGCUUACUGUCUGGCAGACGCUUAAGUUCUCACUGAUCAACAAGACCCGCAAGCAUGACCGCGACAGCAUUCCCAUCAUCAUCGAUGCACUGCUCAAGAUGUUCGGCAUUAGCCACACCAAGAACACGUUGGUCGGCAACGAGUAUGUUCGUGGUGUGUCUGGUGGUGAGCGGAAGCGUGUCAGUAUCGCCGAGACCCUGGCCGCCAAGUCGACUGUCGUCUGCUGGGACAACUCCACCCGUGGUUUGGAUGCCAGCACGGCCCUGGACUACGCCAAGUCAUUGCGCAUCAUGACCGAUGUCAGCCAGCGAACCACCCUGGUGACCCUGUACCAGGCCGGAGAGAGUAUCUAUGAGCUCAUGGACAAGGUCUUGGUCAUCGACCAAGGUCGCAUGCUCUACCAGGGUCCCGCGAACGCAGCCCGCCAGUACUUCAUCAACCUCGGGUUUUACUGCCCCGAGCAGUCGACCACGGCCGACUUCCUGACUUCUCUUUGCGAUCCUAAUGCCCGCCAAUUCCAGCCGGGCCGUGAAGCUUCGACCCCCAAAACCGCCAAGGAGCUCGAGCAGGUCUUCAAGAAUAGCAAGUCUUACCAGUCCAUCUGGGAAGAUGUCUGCAGAUAUGAGAAGCUACUCCAGGAGACCGAGCAGGAAGACACCCGCACAUUCCAGAAGACCGUCGCCCAGUCUAAGAGUAAGACUGUUUCCAAGAAGUCGCCCUACACCGUCUCCCUUGUGCGACAGGUCAUGGCUUGCGUUAAGCGUGAGUUCUGGCUGCUCUGGGGCGACAAGACCUCGCUCUAUACCAAGUACUUCAUCAUCAUCUCCAACGGGCUGAUCGUUUCGUCUCUGUUCUACGGUGAAUCUAUGGAUACCAGCGGCGCCUUCUCUCGGGGCGGUGCUCUGUUCUUCUCGAUUCUGUUCCUGGGUUGGCUGCAGUUGACUGAGCUGAUGCCUGCUGUGACGGGACGAGGUAUCGUCGCCCGCCACAAGGAUUACGCUUUCUACCGCCCAUCUGCUGUCUCCAUUGCCCGCGUGGUUGUCGAUUUCCCUGCUAUUUUCGCCAUGGUUGUUCCGUUCACGAUUAUUGUGUACUUCAUGGCCGGCCUCGAUGUCACGGCCUCGAAGUUCUUUAUCUACUUCUUGUUCGUGUAUACGACUGCAUUCUGCAUUACCUCGCUUUACCGGAUGUUCGCCGCCCUCUCUCCAACUAUUGACGACGCGGUGAGAUUCGCCGGUAUUGCGCUCAAUCUUCUCAUUCUCUAUGUCGGCUACGUGAUUCCCAAACAGACUCUGGUUCACGACUCGAUUUGGUUCGGAUGGCUCUACUACGUCAACCCCAUCUCGUAUAGUUACGAGGCUGUGUUGACCAACGAGUUCUCUGACCGUACGAUGGAGUGUGCGACGUCGCAGCUCGUGCCCCGAGGCCCUGGCGCUGUUGCUGGAUAUCAGGGUUGUGCCUUGACUGGCUCUCCUCCGGGCCAGACAUCUGUUCCUGGCGCUCAGUAUCUGCAGACGAACUUUGAAUUCACUCGUCACCACAUGUGGCGCAACUUUGGUGUCGUCAUUGCUUUCACUGUGUUGUACAUCCUCGUUACUAUCUGGGCUGCCGAGUUCCUUUCGUUCGUUGGUGGUGGCGGUGGCUCCCUGGUCUUCAAGAAGUCCAAGCGCGCCAAACAGGUCACCCAGCAGACUGCGAAAAACAACGACGAGGAGAAGGUAUCCGAUUCGAGCGACAAUGCUGCUCUCACCCGUGGGGAAGCUUCCUCGUCUCCUGACAAUGCCGCUUUCAGCCGCCUUUCCUCCAGCGAGCGCUGCUUCACCUGGUCUGACGUCGAGUACACCGUCCCCUAUGGCAAUGGCACUCGCAAAAUUUUGAACCGGGUCAGCGGAUACGCCAAACCCGGGGUCAUGAUCGCUCUGAUGGGUGCCUCGGGUGCUGGCAAGACUACUCUGCUCAACACCCUCGCCCAGCGCCAGAAGGUGGGUGUCGUCAAGGGCGACAUGCUCGUCGAUGGCCACCCACUGGGCGCCGAUUUCCAGCGUGGUACUGGUUUCUGUGAACAGAUGGACCUCCACGACAACACCUCGACCAUCCGUGAAGCCUUGGAAUUCUCGGCUAUCCUUCGUCAGGACCGCAGCACCCCUCGCCAGGAGAAGAUCGACUAUGUCAACCGUAUCAUCGACCUUUUGGAACUUGAGGACAUCCAGGAUGCCAUCAUAGGUUCUCUGAACGUCGAACAGAAGAAGCGUGUCACCAUUGGUGUCGAGUUGGCCGCCAAGCCCAGUCUCCUUUUGUUCCUUGACGAGCCUACUUCCGGUCUCGACAGCCAAGCCGCUUUCUCGAUUGUUCGUUUCCUCAAGAAGCUUUCCCAGGCCGGCCAGGCCAUCGUUUGCACCAUUCACCAGCCCUCAUCUAUGCUCAUCCAACAAUUUGACAUGAUCCUCGCCCUCAACCCCGGCGGCAACACUUUCUAUUUCGGCCCCGUAGGCGAUGGCGGUAGCGCUGUGAUUAAGUACUUCGCCGACCGCGGCUUUGUCUGCCCGCCCUCCAAGAACGUCGCGGAGUUCAUCCUCGAAACCGCCGCAAAAGCCACUCAGCGCAACGGCAAGCAGGUCGACUGGAACGAGGAAUGGCGCAACUCCAACGAGAACAGGGAGAUGCUGGACGAGAUCGAACGCAUCAAGGCCGAGCGCAGCAAGAUCCCCGUCGACGAGGCCGGCGGCUCGAAGUACGAGUUCGCGGCCCCGACGUCCCUCCAGAUCACGCUUCUCACCAAGCGCCUCUUCCUCCAGUACUGGCGCGACCCCAGCUACUACUACGGCAAACUGUUUGUUAGCGUGAUCAUCGGUAUCUUCAACGGGUUCACCUUCUGGAUGCUGCCGACGACCGUGGCAUCUAUGCAGGAUCGCAUGUUCUCCGUCUUCCUGAUCAUCCUGAUCCCGCCCAUCACCAUGAACUCCAUCGUGCCCAAGUUCUACAUCAACCGCGCCCUGUGGGAAGCCCGCGAGUACCCCUCCCGCAUCUACGGCUGGGUCGCCUUCGCCACCGCCAAUGUUGUCUGCGAAAUCCCCGCUGCCAUCGUCACCGGUCUCAUCUACUGGCUGCUGUGGUACUACCCCGUUGGCUUCCCGACCGACUCGUCGACCGCCGGCUACGUCUUCCUCAUGUCCAUGCUGUUCUUCCUGUUCCAGGCAUCCUGGGGCCAGUGGAUCUGCGCAUUCGCGCCCUCUUUCACCGUGAUUUCGAACGUGCUGCCCUUCUUCUUCGUCAUGGUCAACCUGUUCAAUGGUAUCGUGCGCCCCUACGCCGCAUACCCGGUCUUCUGGAAGUACUGGAUGUACUACGUCAACCCAGUCACCUGGUGGCUGCGCGGCGUGCUCUCAGCCGUCCUCCCAGAUGUCCCGGUCCACUGCGCCUCCCAGGAGACGACCCGCUUCAACCCACCGCCGGGCCAGACCUGCGAGCAGUAUGCAGGUUCGUUUGUGGACCAGAUCGCCAAGGCUGGAUACCUGGUCAACAAGGCAGCUACUCAGGACUGCCAGUACUGCCCUUACGCGACGGGCCAGGAGUACAUGGCGAAUCUGAAUGUGCACCGCGGCGACAAGUGGCGCUGCUUCGGUAUUUUCUUGGCCUUUGUCAUUAUUAACUGGAUGCUGGUCUACUUCUUCAUCUACACUGUGCGCGUCCGUGGCUGGAGCUUCGGCUUCGGAUAUGUGUUUGGACUGGCUGGUAUGAUGGUUGAAGGUGUCAAGGGUCUGUUCAAGCGGAAGGAGAAGAAGGAUGCUCAGCAAUGA